Trematosphaeria pertusa is the source of this 1340-nucleotide messenger RNA. RefSeq lists its product as uncharacterized. Bases 97 to 1218 code for a protein of 373 amino acids. The transcript has 2 exons. The record is from RefSeq and is a predicted model, not a curated record. Lineage: Eukaryota; Fungi; Ascomycota; Dothideomycetes; Pleosporales; Trematosphaeriaceae.
CCUUCCCAACACCAUCCACGUCAUGGACUAUCGCGUUCUUCUGGGCCUGGUUUGGUGUGCUAUUGCAUCCUGAUAUCUCACGCCCGCGUUCCCAGCAUGUCUCCAAACGCCCGGCGAGCGGUACCGGCGGCCGUCGCCCUGCUGCUAUUGGUUCUCUUCUGGCAUAACCACGGCGCGCGACAUUCUCCAUACCCGCUCGUCCCGUUGGACGGUAAUGACGCUGUCGGGACCAACGGAAAGCCCCCUUUCUAUCCCGGAAUUGCCAAACCACCGGGUUCAAACUAUACCCGAAUAUUGGUCGUGCCCAAGACGAAAGACGAAGACAUCAGCUGGAUCCAGAUUGAAUUACCGGAACUGCAAACCGCCAUCUACGAGGUCGACAAACCAGACGCAAAACUCCAAAUACCGAAGAACAAAGGCCACGAGGCGAUGGUAUACUUGUCCUUCAUCAUCGACCAUUACGACAGCCUUCCCGACACCAUUAUUUUCGUGCAUGCUCACAAAGGAGCGUGGCAUAACAACAUCUUACUGGACCUGGAUACGCCCACGACUAUCAAGCGGCUUCGCGAUGACCGCGUUGCUCGCCAAGGUUACAUGAACCUCCGAUGCCAUCAUGACCCGGGGUGUCCUGACUGGAUACACCUCGACAGAGCCAAAGUGGAUUUCGACGAGCGCAUCAAGCCCGAAGAGAAGCAGUUCAGCUUCGAGCUGUUUCAGGAGAUGUUCCCUGGUCAUCGGCCUCCACCAGUCCUUUCGCAGGCUUGCUGCGCUCAGCUCGCCGUAAGCCGGGAGCGAGUAAGAGACAACCCGAAGGCUCUGUACGAACACCUUCGAAGCUGGCUCCUCGCCACACGUCUUGAAGACAAAGAUUCCGGUCGCGUGUUUGAGUAUAUGUGGCAGUAUCUGUUUACCCGAAACGCCGAGCACUGUCCGUCCAUAAAUGCGUGUUAUUGCGAUGGCUAUGGAAUCUGCUUUGGCAGCGCGGCGAAUCUGGACGCUUGGCUCAAGAAACUGCGGAAGAGAGAGCUGGCCGAUGAGGAAUACGAUAGGGCGAAGAAGGAGGGCAAAGAUCUGACGACGAUGGAAGAGAUCAAUAGUCGGAGGAAAACGUUGAACAGGGAGCUCAAUCAAGAGAAGGUAGAGGCUUACAAGAAGGGAGAUGACGAGAUGAACAGGGCGCUGGAACGCGAACGGUUACCGGAGUACACCUACACUUGAGCAGCCCUAGCGGUUGCAGGUUUAAGGCAUGGGGAUACAUUAUCAUAGAGAUUGAAAACUGCUCAAUCCUCCCAAAACACGUUCCUACUACGAAACCACGAUGCCAUCAACGAAAGUCCGCG